CCGGUGGCGGAUGAGGCGGAAGUGACUGCGGGCGCUGCCUGGGGAGAUGGCGGCGGAGCGGGUGCUGCCCGCCUCCCCUAACUGGUACUGCAGCCGCUGCUGCGACAUCUGCGGGGCCGGCCGCCUCUUCGGCUUCGGGGCCAGGAACAGCGUCUGCCUGCUGGAGAUCGGCGCCGCGCCCGCCUUCCACGGGGAACUUGUAGGCCAUGCAGAAAGGGUUUCUGGUUUCACGUUUUGUCACUAUCCUGGUCAGAGCAACUUCUGUGCCAGCAGCUCUGAUGAUGGAACUGUGAAAAUCUGGGAUACGCAGACGCUGACUGUUGUGACUGAACAUAUGCUGCAUCAGAAUACGAUCUCAGCCUUGCAUUGGUCAUCUCAUGUGAAAGAUUUGGUUGUGUCCGGUGAUGAGAAAGGGACAGUCAUUUGUUACUGGUAUAACAGAAACGACAGCCAGCAGUUCUUCCCAGAGCCCAGAACUAUAUUCUGUCUAGCUUGUUCCCCGCAUCAUGAGAACUUGGUGGCCGUCGGCUAUAAAGAUGGCAUGGUGGUUAUAAUCGACAUCAGCAGGAAAAGAGAAGUUGUUCAUAGACUGAGAGGCCAUGAUGAUGAAAUUCACUCUCUGGCGUGGUGCCCUGUGCCUGGUGAAGAAGCGUUAUACAGUUGGCAAGAAGAGCUUCAAGAAGGCGAGGUUCCAAAUGGAGAGCUAAUGCAGGAGGCAGCUGUAACGAAAGGCUGUUACCUGGCAUCAGGAAGCAAAGAUCAGACCAUCCGAAUCUGGAGCUGCGCUAGAGGCAGAGGGAUGAUGACCCUGAAGUUGCCCACUCUGAAGAGAAGAAGUGGAGGUGUUGACCCUGCUAUUAAAGAGCGCAUUUGGCUGACUGUUCACUGGCCCUGUGGCCAUCCCACAGAAAUUGUAUCCAGCUGCUUUGGAGGUGAGCUGCUGCUAUGGGAUUUGACCCAAUCUGGGAAACGCAAGUGGACGCUUCUGGGAUCUUCUUCAGAAGGGCAAAAUCACACAAGGAUUGUGUUCAAUUUAUGUUCAGUGCAGGCAAACGGGAGAGAGCUACUUCUUUCCAUUUCAAUGGACAGGGAUGUAAAGUGUUGGGACCUGACGACUUUAGAUUGCUGCUGGACUCUGCCUUCUCUCGGGGGCUUUGUCUACAGCCUGGCCUUCUCCCCCGUGGACACAGGCUGCCUUGCCAUAGGUGUUGGGGACAGCAUGAUCCGGGUGUGGAACACCUUGUCUCUGAGCAAUACUUACGAUGUGAAAACAUUCUGGCAGGGCAUCAAAUCCAAGGUCACAGCUCUCUCCUGGCAUCCGACUAAAGAAGGCUGCUUAGCCUUUGGAACGGACGAUGGCAAGGUUGGCAUGUACGACACCUACUCCAGCAACAUCAAAAAUAGGCCGCCUCAGAUCUCUAGCACCUAUCACAAGAAGACUGUGUACACGUUAGCCUGGGGACCUCCAAUUCCCCCUCUCUCUUUUGGAGGCAAUGGUGACAGGCCCUCUGUAACAUUAUACAGCUGUGCAGGUGAAGGUAUUGUCUUACAGCACAAUCCUUUGAAGCUUAGUGGAGAGGCAAAUGACAUCAAUAAAGUCAUCAGAGACACUAAUUCAAUCAAACACAAAUUGCCUGCACGCACUGAAAUCAGCUGGAAACCAGAUGGAAAAAUCUUGGCUCUUGGUAACGAAGAUGGAUCAAUUGAAAUAUUUCAGGCUCCUAACUUGAGAUUGCUCUGCACCAUCCAGCAACAUCAUAAACUGAUUAAUGCUAUUCGCUGGCAUCAUGAGCAUGGGACCCAGCCAGAGCUGAGCUACGUGAUAGCAUCAGGCUCAAUCAAUGCCAUCAUUUAUGUGCAUAACCUAAAGAGUGUCAUAGAGAGCUCUUCAAAAACCCCUGUGACGAUAACAGAGCCUUUUCGAACUUUGGUGGGGCACACGGCUAAAAUCACCAGUCUGUCAUGGAGCCCGCAUCACGAGGGGAGAUUAGUAUCUGCUUGCUAUGAUGGCACAGCACAGGUAUGGGAUGUUCUGAAGGAGGAGCCACUGUGCAAUUAUCGAGGACACCGGGGCCGGCUGCUUUGUGUUCAGUGGUCACCAGUGGAUCCAGAUUCUGUUUAUACAGGAGCAGAUGACUUUUGUGUUCAUAAAUGGCUAACCUCAAAGCAGGAAUAUACCCGGCCCCCUCAAGGCAAAAAGAGCACAGACUUGGAGAAAAAAAGGAGCUCUCAACCCAAACCCAAAGCUAAGAAGAAGAAAAAGCCCAUGGGGAAGGUUCCAGCAAAGCAGGAUGUGAGCAACACAGUGAAUGGAGAAGAGGUUGUAGACAAUUUGUUAGAUGAGAAUGGGAUAUCAGACCCUGAGGAAGAAAAGGAAGCGCAGGAGUUCUCUGACAAGGUCUUUCUGGCAGUUUCAAAGGAGCUCCCUUUGUGUCCACGUGUUUGUUCUGUGUCUGACCUGCCAAAAUCUUUCAUGAACCAUAAAACCACUCCCGUGAAAAAGGAUCACCCUAAAGAGAAACCAGUCCCUGAUGCCUCUGUGAAGAAGAGAAAACCUCGGUCUAUCCUACCCAUCAGCACAUCUAUGGACCAGAGGUCGAAAGACGAAUUGCAUCAGGACUGCUUGAUGCUGGCUACAUGUCUAAGAUCCAAAGGCCUGAAUGAGGGUUUGGCCCCAGACUCAGGGGAUCACGUUCAUUUGGGGAUGUUUACAGAUAGAGCUGCAGUGUACAGGAUGAUGGAGGUGGAAGGAAAAAGCCACUUGGAGAAUGGGCACUCGGAGUUAUUUCAGCAGCUCAUGUUGUGGAAAGGAGAUCUGAAGGGCAUCCUCCAGUCAGCUGCUGAGCGGGGAGAGUUGACAGACCAGCUGGUAGCAAUGUCACCCAUGGCUGGCUAUCAGGCCUGGGUGUGGACAGUAGAAGUUUUCGCGAAACAGCUGUGCUUUCAGGAACAGUAUGUCAAGGCUGCCUCCCAUCUCCUCUCCAUUCACAAAGUGUACGAGGCUGUGGAGCUACUGAAAACAAACCAUUUUUACAGGGAAGCGAUUGUAAUUGCCAAGGCCAGAUUGCGUCCAGAAGAUCCAGUCCUGAAGGAUCUCUACACCUGCUGGGCAGCAAUAUUGGAAAAAGAUGGUCAUUAUUCCACAGCAGCCAAAUGUUACCUGGGGGCUGCCUCUCCCUAUGAUGCAGUUAAAGUGCUGGCAAAAAAAGGGGAUGUGACAUCCCUUAAAACGGCUGCAGAGCUGGCUCAAAUAGUUGGAGAGAAGGAUCUGGCGACAACGUUUUCUUUUCGGUGUGCUCAGGAGCUGCUUUCGGCCAGGAAUUGGGUGGGGGCACAGGAGGUCCUUCAGCAGCAGGAAAGCUUAUUGGGACAAAGACUAGUUUUCUGCCUUAACGAAUUGCUGUGCAAAUGCCUUAGCGAAAGGAACCCAACUGAGCGGAAAAGCUGCUCCCUGCCCUGUUACCACAGCUGGGUUAUGAGGAGCCAGGGCUCUUUCCUGGAGAUGGUGAGCGAGGUGUGGCGGAGCGUGUUUGAUGUGAAUACCACUGAACAAGCCAGGGCUGUAUUUGAGCAGCUGCACAGUAUUGAGUAUCCUCCUGCCACCAGCAACACACAUCCCAAACAGCUCCUGUUCCAUAUCUCCCACGAUCUGACCCUAGCAGUGCUGAGCCAUGAGACAGCUGCAUGGAAUGAGGCAGUGAAGGCUCUUCUUGGAGCUGUGACCCGCAGCUAUGAUGCUGGGAACUUUAUUCUUAUGCAAGAAAUCUGCAGUCUCCUCCUUCCCAAAGGCUGUGAUCACCUGAGAGACAAUCUGGACAGCACAAACACCCAGAGCAUGGCGGCUUACAGAAGUUUAGAGGGCUUUGUGGCUUAUGGGCUGCUGUAUGAUCUAUGGUGGAACCUACCCAAGGAUUCCCUUGUCUCGCUACAGGCUGUGCUGGAUUCUGUGCCAUGUCCUAGUGAGCAGACAGCUGUUGACCAGAGCUACCUUACAGCUGUCUCUUCCCCUGAAGAAACUACUAAUCAAACUGAGAUGGAAGAAAACCUACCCAGCACAGACCAUGAUAGCAGGACAGAAAGAAACAGAACAGCUAGCUUAAGCGGUUUGGGAGAGAGGCAGUUGAAACUGAAUGGCUAUAAAAUGCUCCUUUCCGAAGCACAUGCUGCUUUGCAGAGCACCCAAAAGGAUAUAUCUGAGGUCCAGCAGACAUUGGCAGACAUGAUCCGCCAGCACCAGCGGAAUAACCUCCAGGAAAGCAUAAAAGAGGGUGCGCAGGAAAGCAAGAUGCAUGUGAGCUCCGAAAUCGAAUCGGAUGGGCUGGUGCCCCCAAGCAGCCAGAGCCAGUGUAAAGAAGCAGCAAAGGAACCAGUUUCCCUGCCUGAGCUGAUGAAACAGCUCACAGAGGCAAACCAGAAAUUAGCAGAAUUCCCAGAGAGUUUAAAGGUCUUCCCUUUCCCAGAUGUGCUGGAGUGUGGCCUUGUGCUACUUCACAUUGGAUCCCAGUGCCCCACAGAGCUGAGUCCAGAACUGCAGCAACAGGCCUUGGACCUGGUUAGGAAAUACAGCAGAGCUAAAGUUUAUGAAAAAAUCUGCAGGAAGUUCUUAACGUGAAGUUAUAUUCAAGCCUAGGCAGCCUGAGUUACCAGCAGCUGCUCCAAGCCAGGGCUGUACUGUUCUUUUUGAAGUGAAGAACUGUCUCUGGUCACCAUACUUUGGAGAAUGCUUUGUUCUAGAAAAUGGAGUACCAAAAAUCAAGUAUACAGACAGACUCCCACUAACUGUCAGUUACUAAUGACCCCUUACAGCUGCAUAAUUGAUACUGUGCUUGUAAAAGUGGAAAGCUAGGGCCCUUUGCCUUUAAUAUAUACAUCUUGUAUAAAUUAACUUUUUUCCUAAAAAUGUGGGGGGAGGGGAAAUUAUGCCAGAGGAGCCCUUGAAUUUACAUACACAUUUGUAACCAAAUUAGACAGCUACAGCUACAGCCACACUUUGGCAGUAAAAAGGUUGUAGUUGUUAUCUAAUUAAAGACCAGUAACUUGAUUUAAUUUUAAGCAACCUACUAAACCCAGUUUGUCUUGGGCACAUGAGGUUUUGGGUUUGGUUUGGUUUGGUUUAUUUUGGCGGGGGGCGUGUUUUGCUCUCUCUUUAAAUAAAAGUCUUACAUUUUGAGCUUUUGAAUUUAUUUUGAAAGGUGGGUGGGGAGAAAGAAACCUGAGGUUAUUUUUGAAAGGUAUUAGUAUUGAGCUGACAGUCAGGUUUUAUUCACAUUGUACCAUAUGCUACUUUAGGUUCAGUUCUGUCAAACAAGAAAUCUUCCUGACUAAAUGAAGUCUCUUCAUGUUCAUCUUAGGGGAAGGUAGGAGUGGCAACCUUUUAUGAAUGUUUGCUGAAGAGGAAAGUAGGUUCCUCUUGUUGCUACAUUGAUGGUAUAUUUGGCUCUAACAGUAGUUCAGGCGAGAUGUAAAAAUCAAGGCCUUUGGUAUGUGUAAUCAGUAAGUGUUAGAGGUGAACUAAGUAACUGUUGACCCUUAAUAUUUCAUGUACAACUAGCCUCAGGAUUCACAUAAGGCUUUGCUUGUUUUAAUUGAAAUGUCAGUUCUUCCCUUGAAGCCCAGACUUUUGCUGUCACAAAAAGCUGAGCAGCAGCUGCCUAAGCAUGUUUUGCUGAGUAAGAGUGCAGCAUGCAGGUCCAAUAACCCCUGUAACUGAGUCCAGCAAGUGUUCAGAAGAAUGAAUUUACAUACAAGGGCGAGGAAAUUCAGGAUGAAUAAAGCUGGAGCACUUGUUUUGGUCCAGCAUGUAAACUUGACUUAAAGGGAAGGUUUAAUAGAGUAUUAAAACUGCUUUGGCAGAGCAGAGAUAGGGAGCAGUAUAUUCAUUAUGCUAAGGAAAAGAUCACUUAUAGACCUGGAGUCCCAAAUAUUGAUCUGAUGAACCCUUGUAGGUGGUCCAUGGAGAACCAGGUAACCCUAGAAUCAUGGUGGUUGUGUGCAAGGCAAGAUGCCUGGAAACAAGAAGAGGGUGCUAUUGCUCCAUAAGGAAGUACCCUUCACCCUCUGCUAAGGCAGGCAUAGCUGUGCCUGGAGGAAGCUGCUGCCCUCACCAUAGGACAAAGAUACAAGGGAAACAGUCAGCUUCUAUCGCAGACUGGCCUCACAUGCAAGGCCUCAAGAGAACACACCAUAAGAAAACUCUGCUCUGUUUCUCACCUCAGACUUGGGAACCAACAGCCGCCAUUUGCACGUAUUUAGGGCUGGAGUACAGCUACCCUCUAAUCAUGUGUUCAUUCCCUUUUCUGAACUGUAGAACCUCCCACAUUCAUUACAGCCAACAUAAUCUGUCCCAAGAUACAAACUAGGUGCCUGAAGUUGGUUAAUGGGUAUCCCACAACUAGCAAUGUGCAGCAGGUAAAGAUCCAUUAAUUCUUAGAUGAAGCACAGUUGCAUUAGUCUGUCUGGUCAGUGCUGCCAUGCUCAUAUCCUGCUACAUUUUACCUAUAGAAAAUUUGGAAAAGUUAAUGUAGAACAGUUAGUUGCUCUCCAUGAAGUACUUGGCUGCAAGUUCAAUAAUUGCAGUAAGUGUUAGAAUUAACUAGAAAAGAUCAAAACUGAUAAGUGGUUUAAAAAAAAAUCUUUAUUUUACAAAAUUAAAAACAUCAAUAGUAUUUACACACAUUUUAAAUACCAGCUUAUAACAUUUUAAUCAUUGCAAAAAAUCAAGAAUUUUUAUAAGCUUGUUAAAAUGCAAAACUCAGAAAUAGAGUUUUAAUUUGCUCUGGGCAAAAGUUUUGGGUUUUCUUUUAAACAUAUUUCCAAGCUGUUCAAAAAUAUAGGUAUGUGCUUUUAGAAUAUCUAAUAUUUAAAAAAGAAUUGUGAGCCUCCCACCCUUGGGAUAUUCUCUAUAAAAGGGAAAUCCAAUUGCUUUGCCAGGCUGUUAAAUAACUAAAAUAUAAAACUAGAGCCACUUUUUCACAUUUAUGCACCUACUAAACUUGUUCAUGCUGUAAUGAAAAGGGUAAAAUCUUCCACAUUAUCAGGUAAUAUCAAGUAGCUGAAGUCAACAUCAAUUUUGGUCCAAACUGUUACAAAUCUUUUCUAGAAAAGGCAAACUUCUAGGCCAUUUUAAACAACUGCAGAACAGUAUAUUGUAUUAAUCCUAUGAGACGACAGAUGAGUCUUACAGGUGGGACACACCUCUGUGACACAACAGUACUAAAGAAAGUGGGAAAUUGUACUGAAUUAGGAGCUAUGAAGGUGGUUGCCUCAGCUUCAAAUACACCAUGUCUGACUGUUACCAAGACAGGUCUAUUUCAGUGUUUUAGCUCCUGGGAAAGUCUGUUACAUUAUCCUGUCCCAAAACUCUGCCAUGAACGAGUGGGUCAUUUCUACAGAAGAAUACACAAAGAUAAAAACAAGCAAAGGGUGAGGGGCAGAUGUCACCCUUACAGCCAA
This is a messenger RNA of Chelonoidis abingdonii (Abingdon island giant tortoise), 7452 nucleotides long. It is a transcript of the gene GEMIN5, whose product is annotated as gem nuclear organelle associated protein 5. Gene Ontology annotation, cellular component: nucleus; SMN complex. The record is from RefSeq and is a predicted model, not a curated record. Gene Ontology annotation, biological process: spliceosomal snRNP assembly. Lineage: Eukaryota; Metazoa; Chordata; Testudines; Testudinidae. Gene Ontology annotation, molecular function: protein binding; mRNA 3'-UTR binding.